Penicillium egyptiacum is the source of this 712-nucleotide messenger RNA. Lineage: Eukaryota; Fungi; Ascomycota; Eurotiomycetes; Eurotiales; Aspergillaceae. The record is from the annotation of a GenBank genome assembly.
GCACCGCGAUCCACGAUUUACGACAACCACUCAACGCCAACCGACCCCCGUCAGCGCAUCUCCAUCCGUCAAGAUGCGUACUUACGACGACGCCUUCAGCGGCCAGAAGAUCUACCCUGGCAAGGGCAAGCUGUUCGUCCGUGGCGACAGCAAGAUCUUCCGCUUCCAGCGUGGAAAGUCCGAGUCCCUUUUCCUUCAGCGCAAGAACCCCCGCCGCAUCGCAUGGACUGUUCUCUUCCGUCGCCAGCACCGCAAGGGUAUCUCUGAGGAGGUCGCCAAGAAGCGCACCCGCCGUGUUGUCAAGAACCAGCGUGCCAUCGUUGGUGCUUCCCUCGAUGUGAUCAAGGAGCGCCGGUCCCAGCGCCCCGAGGCCCGUGAGGCUGCUCGCAAGCAGGCCAUCAAGGAUGCCAAGGAGAAGAAGGCUGCUUCCGCCAGCGCCAAGAAGGCUGAGAAGGCCAAGAUCGCCGCCUCCAAGGGCGGUGCCCAGCGCAUCCAGAGCAAGCAGGGUGCUAAGGGCUCUGCUCCCAAGGUCGCCGCCAAGUCCCGCUAAAUUUCUUCAUGAAUUAGUUGGGAAUGGAGGUGUUCGGAACGGAGCAGCGCUGUAACGGUUGCGAUAUGAUGGAACUUACGGGCAUCGGAGCUGGAGUACUGUCUGUGAGGACUGGCCUUGGGCCUUGACCUUGUUUCUGGAAAUACUUUAUGCAAUACAAUU